Molecule: messenger RNA, 291 nt
Organism: Parnassius apollo (apollo)
Lineage: Eukaryota; Metazoa; Arthropoda; Insecta; Lepidoptera; Papilionidae
Source: the annotation of a GenBank genome assembly
AUGGAGCUUAAAAGAAAGAGAAAACUCAAUGUACUCCCAGGUAAAAGUGUCGCUGCAGAAGAAAUUGAAGAUUUUGCAGAAACUGAUAUUAAUUACAGUGUGGAAACUCCUAAAAAAACAAAAUACGAUACAAGUACUAGUGGCCCAUCAGGUUUAAAUAAUAAGAAUAAAGAAAAAGGUAAAAAAAAUAAAAUGACAAACUUGAAAAUAAAAGCAAAUGAAGAAAAAGUAAAUUGCCCUGAGAAAAUAGAACCUAACAAGGGAAAAGAUAAAGGGAUUGGAAAAAACUAA